Molecule: messenger RNA, 1697 nt
Organism: Centropristis striata (black sea bass)
Lineage: Eukaryota; Metazoa; Chordata; Actinopteri; Perciformes; Serranidae
Product: dynein regulatory complex subunit 4-like
Exons: 11
Coding region: 221-1531 (436 amino acids)
Biological process (GO): flagellated sperm motility
Cellular component (GO): motile cilium; Golgi apparatus; microtubule
Molecular function (GO): small GTPase binding; microtubule binding
Source: RefSeq, a predicted model, not a curated record
AGGACUUGCGUAUUAUGGUGACAUACUAUGCCACAAUGAGUAAAAUGUAAAGAAUAAAUGUAUUUCUUUUUGGAGUCAGUGUAACUGCAGCGCCCCCUGCUGGUGGAAUCUGAUCACAUCAUAACAUCAUCGCAUGUUGGUGUUGCUAUAGCAACAUUAUGUUUGGUAGAGACUUCUGAAACAUUGCCCCUCUUUCCGUGUUGAAUGCGCAGCAUAUGAAAUGCCACCCAAAAGCAAAGGCUCAAGUAAAAAGCCUGCAAAAGCCAGGACGCCCACACUGAUAAAUGGCCUCACCAAAGAGGAGAUGUCCAAGGAGCAGAUGGAAGAGCACAUUGUGAGCCUCCGAGAGGAGCUGGACAGAGAGAGGGAGGAGAGAAACUACUUUCAGCUGGAGAGGGACAAGAUCCACACCUUUUGGGAGAUCAAAGACAGAGAACUGGAGGAGAUCAAGGCUGAAUGUAAAAACCUUGACAAGGAGAUCGAAGAGGAUGAGGGACGCCACCAAGUAGAGAUCAAGGUGUAUAAGCAGAAGAUGAAGCAUCUCCUGUGUGAGCACCAGAACACGAUCUGUGAGUUGAAAGCAGAUGGUGAACUCUCCAUUCAGGUACUGCAGAAAGAGCAACAACAACUAGAGAGUCAGCUUCAUAAUGACAUGAAGGCCAAAAUGGUCGACAUACAGGAGCUCGACAUUGAAAACCUAAUCAAGGAGCUUGAACUGAAACACAAAGAAAAAAUGACUGAAGCAAGGAACAGCUGGGAGAAGCAACUCACAGAAAGAACAGCCAAGUGUGAGGAAAGGACGGAGCUACUGACACAAGAGCAAGUCAACAUGACGAAAUAUGCGACCAGUGAGAGGGAACAUUUUUUGAGCAGCCACAUCAACGAUCUCACAGAAGUCCACAACAAUGCUUUAAGUGAUGCUAAGGCAUUUAUUGAUGCCAUACAAGAUGAUUUGGAUGUUAACGAUGAUCUCAAGUAUAGAAGAAAAGCCGUACAUGAUAAACUGCAGGAGAUAAAAAAGGACCUGGCCUGUCGUCUGGAGGAAAACAAAAAACUUGCUUUGGAUGUCAAAGAAGUGGAAGAGGAAAAUGCUAUAGCUGAGAAAAAAAUGAAACACUUCACCCCUGAAAAGGAUAUGAAAGAAAAAGUCCUGCGUAAGAAGCUGAAUGAUCUGAAAUCGGAUCAUGAGACACUGGAACUGAAAUUCAGCGAGCUUCAGCUGCAAAGGGACGAGCUGUACAAGUCGUUCCCUCAGAAUAUUCAGAAGGUGCAGCACUUAGCAGGUAUGAAGAACACGCUGCUUGGCAGGAAGCUGCAGGGCCUGACUGACGGCCUGGAGAAUACGCAGGCUCAGCUUUCCUCUGUGCUUUCUGCGUCUAACGUGGACCAGACUGCCCUUUCUGGGAUCACUAAGAAACUUGAGGAAAAUUUUGACUUCAGUAAUAAUUCUAUCAAGAACUUGCAGUAUAAAAGAGCUCAGAUUUCCCAGGCCCGUAAGGAAUUACUGCUGACCUACGAAGCACAGCAAUGAGCUCUCUGUGUCCCUGUGGAGGAGCUUUACAUAAAGCACUGUGCGAGUAGUCUUGCUGGGAAAAGCCUGCAACAGGACUCAGAUCUUGUAACAUGAUAUAUUUUUUCUCUCUCACAUAUUUUGUUUGGCAUCUUGUAAUUAAAGUGAAUUGGAAGUUCAGACUAAA